CAAGGUGAAGAAGGCCGCCGCGAAGCUGCUGAAUGGCCUUGCAGAGCCGAGUACGUGUAUCGCCUUGAUAUCACUUACGCUUCAACUCGAAAUGAGGUCUUAUUCUAAUGACUACUGCUAGAUUCCAAAGAUGAACAAGAUCCCCGGGGCUCGUCGUCGCCUAUCCUACCCGAGAUGGACGCCCAAACGAUGGUAGCCUUUCCCACCGGCAAACCAAGAGAAACUAAGCUCGAGACCGUAAUAUGCAAGCACUGUAAGAAACCAGCCCUCAAGCAGGCGGCGGCGGAACAUAUACGCGCAUGCCUCAAAGCAAAGCAAGAGAAGGCUCGAAAGAAGAAGGAAGCCCGAGAGGCAAAGUUGACGAAGGACAAGCCCGUGGAUAAGGAGGGCACUGAAGACGCCGAAGGAGAAGUCGUUGCUAUGAAGGGGCAGAAGAGCGCGAAGAAGAGUGCCGGAGACGAUGCGAAGAAGGGGAAGAAGCGGAAAGUCGACGCGGACGAAGACAAGGAACCGAAGAAGAAGAAAAAGAAGGACGAGCCGAAGCCAAAGGUGCCGAAGCCUAAGGGACCGGUCGACGUUGAGAAGCAGUGUGGUGUUAUUCUUCCGAACGGUGCUCAGUGUGCAAGGUCACUGACCUGCAAGAGCCAUUCUAUGGGCGCAAAGAGAGCUGUUCCGGGACGAUCUCUGCCCUAUGACAUGCUGCUGCAGGCAUACCAGAAGAAGAACCAGGCCCGCCAGCAGAAAGCGGCUAUCGAUGCAAACGCACCUAUUCACGACGACAUCGACGGCAACGGCCCCAUCGACUCGGACGAAGAAAAAGAUGCGGUCAUGGCUGGCCUGGCUCGAUCUCGCCCUCAACCGCUGGUCACUCACCCGCUCAUGUCCACCCAGCGCAAAUACCACCUGAUACGCAUGAAGGAGAUGUUCUCUCAGGCUCUCGGGGGCGGCGGAGGAGUAGGCGGGGGGCUGCUCUCUGGAGACUCUAUCUUUUUGAGCCGCAGCAUAUUUUCACGCUCAGAGUCCCCUCCCUUUCCGUCUUCCGCAGCGGGCAACCCUACAGAUAGCUCUAUACAACAGCCCCAGGACAGCUCGAGGAAGUCUUCGCUCUCGCAGCAAGCGGUUCAGAACCGGGCAGCCCAGUCUGCCGCAGCAGCAGUGGCAGCAGUCCCAGCCAAACCUGUGACAGCGUCUUGACCGACUCGAUCCAUCCCCAAGACUACAUUCUUGACCUCUCCUUCUUUCUACCCGGCGUUAGGGCUGCAUCGGUUUGGUUUAUCAUCACUGGGAGCACUUUGGACGGCGACGGGAUAUAUUUCAUCUUUACUGGGACUUUGGUGUACUUUUUCUUGGACGAAGGCUUUAUGAUACCCCCAGAGACGCUCGAUGUAUGAAUAUCCAUGAAUGCAAUAUAGCUGAAUACUACUCUCGGUAGCCAUAGUAUAACAACACUCUAUAUCAUCUUAUCUACCUCUGCCUAAUAAUACUCUUCGUUC
Molecule: messenger RNA, 1493 nt
Organism: Trichophyton rubrum CBS 118892
Lineage: Eukaryota; Fungi; Ascomycota; Eurotiomycetes; Onygenales; Arthrodermataceae
Exons: 2
Coding region: 175-1194 (339 amino acids)
Biological process (GO): regulatory ncRNA-mediated heterochromatin formation; regulation of transcription by RNA polymerase II; RITS complex assembly
Cellular component (GO): SAGA complex
Source: RefSeq, a predicted model, not a curated record